UGUCAAAUUGUCAAUCAGCAAAACUCGUUUUGGCCCGGUCGAGCAGAUUGUUGUUUUCAUGUUAAAUUGUAAAAAGUACUUGAAUUAAUUCAAUAAUAACUACUUACAAACAUUCUACGACGAUGGAUUCAAUCGACGAUAUAGAAUUAAGUGACGAAGAAGAAGAAAUAACAGCAGACACGGUGUUAAAAACAUUGCAAAGUGCUUGGCAAAACGAACGUCUGGCGCCAGAAAUAUUACCACAUCACAACGACAUGGUGGAGUGUAUGCUUGGACAAAUACAACACAUGGAGAGGAACAUAAACAAACUCCCAAAGACUGAUCUGCGAGCUUCUAUCCAUAAAAUGGAGCUUAGCAGGAUAAAAUUUGUCAUAUGCAACUACCUUAGAACAAGACUAAACAAAAUUGAAAAGUACUGUAUUCAUAUUAUUAACGAAGAGAGGCAAAGGAUGGAGAGCGGCACAAAUUACCUGACACCAUCGGAAUUUAAAUAUGCACAAGAUUAUUUGCUAAACAUGGAGAAUCAUUUGAAGACUGUUGUGCUAGAUAAAAUGCCUGGCAACAUGCAGACGCUUGAAAUGAAUAAAAUGGCCAUUUACCCGAAUUUACAAACACAUGUAUUCUUGAAAGCCAAUGAUACAGUGACUGGUGUUGUGUUAGAGGACCUUGUUGGGGAUCAGGAUGAAGAAAUAGAUUUAGAAGAGGGAUCACAGCAUAUACUACAGUAUAAACCUAUAGCAGAUUUGGUAAAGAAUGGGAAAGUUCAACUUGUAUGACGAAGUAUGUUCCGUUGGCUAAAUCACAAACUUAUGGUGGUGUGUUCAUUUACCAUUAUUCAACUUAGAAUAAGUAUAAAGUUUUAAAAUGAACUAAGUAGUGCUCAUGCUAUGAAGUUGUUUUUAUGAAACUUUUUAAAUAAAAUGUGUCUGAAACUAAUGUUUUAUAAAACGUAAGUUUUCUUGUCUGAAACAGUUAAGUACAAUGUUUUUUUAACAAAAUAAUAUAAAUCUAUAUCAAUCAAA
This is a messenger RNA of Ostrinia nubilalis (European corn borer), 1022 nucleotides long. It is a transcript of the gene Sld5, whose product is annotated as DNA replication complex GINS protein SLD5. NCBI's taxonomy places the organism in Eukaryota, Metazoa, Arthropoda, Insecta, Lepidoptera, Crambidae. The transcript is spliced from 2 exons. Gene Ontology annotation, biological process: DNA-templated DNA replication; double-strand break repair via break-induced replication. Bases 123 to 776 code for a protein of 217 amino acids. Gene Ontology annotation, cellular component: GINS complex. The record is from RefSeq and is a predicted model, not a curated record.